AUGCCAUCCCAACGGCGCCUCCGGGCCCUUCUCUACAUCGUCCUCGCCGCCGUCGUGGUGCUCCUCUUCUUCACUUCGCAGGCCCGCCAUUCACGAGAGACGGGCGCGAGCAAGGACUUCUACCACAAGACGAUGAAUGGGUUGGAGAGGGAACGAGGCGGCUCGCAGCAAGUGAUACCAGCGCACGACCACGAUGCCGACGGCGACAUUGACGAGGACGACGCCAUCAUGGCCAAGGAGAUGGCUGCUCAGUUGAAGCAAGCAGAACAGAAGGCAAAGGAAAAUGCCAACGCAAAGGCACCCAACAAGCCCGACGACCCCAAGAAGGUCAUUGGUGUUGGAAGUGCGGCAGGUGGUCACAAAGAGGAAGAGGACGGGGAUCUGGAAGUGGAAGAGACGCCCGAGGAGCACCAAGUUGAAGUUGAGCUUGACUUGAUAUUAAGGAAGUCUCCAGUCAUCAUCUUCUCCAAGUCGUACUGCCCGUACUCUAAGCGCGCCAAGGGCAUUCUUCUUGAGAAAUAUGUCAUUGAACCGGCGCCAUAUGUGGUCGAGCUCGACCUUCAUCCUCUGGGCCGCAAAAUCCAGGACAGGUUGGCGAUCAUAACCAAACGAACCACAGUACCAAAUAUCAUGAUUUACGGCAAAAGCAUCGGUGGCGGCGACGACGUUGCUGCACUCGACAAUGAUAACAAGUUAGCUGCCAAGAUCAAGGAGUUGGGCGGCAAGCGGGUCGAGGUGUCGAAGAGGUUCUCCGAGAAGUCGUCAUAA
This is a messenger RNA of Podospora bellae-mahoneyi, 768 nucleotides long. RefSeq lists its product as uncharacterized. Lineage: Eukaryota; Fungi; Ascomycota; Sordariomycetes; Sordariales; Podosporaceae. Gene Ontology annotation, molecular function: glutathione disulfide oxidoreductase activity. The record is from RefSeq and is a predicted model, not a curated record. The transcript is spliced from 2 exons. Gene Ontology annotation, biological process: cellular response to oxidative stress. Gene Ontology annotation, cellular component: cytoplasm; Golgi lumen; fungal-type vacuole. Bases 1 to 768 code for a protein of 255 amino acids.